Vicugna pacos (alpaca) is the source of this 4362-nucleotide messenger RNA. Lineage: Eukaryota; Metazoa; Chordata; Mammalia; Artiodactyla; Camelidae. The record is from RefSeq and is a predicted model, not a curated record.
AAAAGGCACGAACUGUUUUUUUCCUUUUUUGAAAAAAUCCCCCUUUAGACCAGAUCAGCCGAUUCGACACAGCACUGGUAACGGGAAGUUGUUUCCCGCCACGACAGGAAAGUGUUUGUUCAUUGCUGAUAGAAGAAGAUACCGGACUGACCCGGGAAACUGAAGUUGUUGAAUAUCCACGAGUCACGGAUAAGGAGAAUUAUGUUUUUUUGUGAAUCACACACAUUUGAUUAUGGUGUGACUAGGGUUACUGGCAAACAGAGGUAGCCAUUAAGUGUUUGGAGCACCUGCUGAGCCAGUUGCCCAGGGACUGUGGUUGGAUUUGUGAAUUAUUUGGACAAUUGUUCAGUUGAAAGAGAACUGACAGGAGCUUUAUAACAAUUUUACAAAGCUCCUUCUAAGAUUAAAUUGUUAAACCUGUAGUUCCCAUUAAUGUUUAAUUUUCUAAGUAUUACUGAGUCUUAUUUUUAUGAAUCAAGUCCUUGAAGAAGCCAGGGUACCUGAAUGAAGUAUACACAGUGGGAAACAUCAGAUGCUGCCCCUGUGGUUGGUUGUCUUAAUGUUAUCGUGGCAUAAAUGGAAUGGCAAGUGUUCUUAGGUAUAGAGUUUGUAGUUUGUCAGUAUAUUCAUUACCAGAGCUUUGGAUUCCCGUCAAGUUAGUGGGUUUUUUGUUACUUUUUUUCUCAGCAAAAGAAGUCCAUUUGAAAUUUUUGUAACAAGAAAUAGACCCUCAAUUUACUUAAGAGUAGUGCUUCUUUGAUGACUAUAAAGCAUUUUGCCAUGUUAGAAGACAUUUUUUUGGAAGAAGACAUCUGGGAGUACAAAUCCAAAAGAAAACCGAAACCACUACAUUCAAAUAAUUGCUCCGAGAAUAUCCCAAAAUCUGUUGAAAAAGCAACAGAUGGAAAACACCAGUCAAAACGAAACAGAAAAAAAAGAACUGUAGAAGCUAACGAGAAGGCGAAGGCCCCUGAAAUGUGCCUUGGAGAAACAGCCAGCCAGACUUCUUUAGCUUCUAGUCAGAACUCUGAUGGUGAGGAUGGUGUUCAGCAGUGCCAAGACCAGGAGACCACUCCAGGAAAGCACAGCAGGACUCAGAAAAACAAACACGUGUCUCCAAAGAUCCGGCCAGUGUACGAUGGAUACUGUCCAAACUGCCAGAUGCCUUUCUCCGCCUUGCUGGGUCAGACACCUCGAUGGCAUGUUUUUGAGUGUUUGGAUUCCCCACCAGUCUCUGAAACAGAGUGUCCUGAUGGUCAUCUGUGUACUUCAACGAUUCCUUCUCACUAUAAGAGAUACACUCACCUCCUGCUAGCUCGAAGCAGGGCUAGUAAUAGUCCUUUUAGCAGUCCAUCACGUGGGUCAGGUGGGCGUUUCAGUGAGACUAAUUCAGUCUCUCUGUGUAGCCCGGAGGAAAAAUGGUCUCUGUAUCAGAAACAAACGGACGACGUAAAAAAUGUUUCAUCUGAUCCCUUGUUGGUGACGCAGUGUCUAAGAAAAUCUCAGUCUCCAACUGAAACUGAUAAAAAGAUUUCCUCCUCAGCAAAUAUCCAAACUUCCCAACCAGCCCCGCAAUUUACAGAACUUGUUAAUAACGACAAACUGGUAGGAGUUGGUUUCCCGCUUGCUGAGCAGUUAGACAGCCAGAACAACUCAGAACACAUAAAUUUGCCAUUGCCAGAAAAUGACUUUAGCAACUGUGAAAUCUCCUAUUCUCCACUUCAAAGCGAUGAAGAAACUUGUGAUAUAGAUGAAAACCUGGAUGAUUCUCAACAGCAAGUAUUUUUUAUGGAAAGCUCUGAAGAUGGCAGCUUAGAAGAUGACAGUAGCUCGACUUUGUUGAAAAAACUCCAUGAUCCCUUCCUAAAGGACCAGGAGGACAGCUGCCCCGAAGUGGAUAGCUUCCUAACUCAGGAUAAAUACAAUAAAGAAUUGUAUAAAUGCAAUACUCUGAAUGAUUCGUCUCAACUUACUUUCCAAAACAAGAGUAUUCUUUCACGUGAGAAUCCUGCAUAUACUGAUGACGAUUUUAUGUUGUUUCCACCUGCGUUAGGAGGGGUGUUUACCUCUCCUGGUUAUCAGGCCACCAAAGCAAAACCUGAUGAGUCAGCAUUUCACUCAUCUCAAUCAAGUAAAAAGAAACAGGUCACUGAGCCAUCAGCUGUUUGCAAUCAGAUUUCUCUUCCAUUACUUAAGAGUAAGGUGUCAAAACCUUUUGAAAGCCAGGGAGGAGGGUGUGGUUCUCUCCACCCAACCCAAGGUAAACGUAGAGAAUUAUCAAGUAGGAAUUUCAAUGCUAAGAACAAUACUAACUCAGGAUGUUUCUGCAGGAAGGCAUUUGAUGGUUUGCUAGACAGUAAAGAUACGGCUUUAAAUACAGAGACGUCGCCUAGUACACCUACUGCUGCUAAGUCUUUGAAAGUAUUGCCAUCUGGUCCUAAGCGUGGUGCAACACCCCCUUCUGCAAAGGUAAUGAAGCAAAUGGAUAUAGGUGUGUAUUUUGGACUACCCCCCAAAAGAAAGGAAGAGAAGUCACUGGAGGAAAAUGCAUUAGAAGAGAUGAACUUAAAUGCAGUUGUAAGUCCUAAUGAAAAGAGGUCCCGGCAGUGCAAGAGGAAAGCAGAAAAAUCUUUAGGUGAUUUAGAAUUAGAGGCAAAUAAUUUAAGUGAGAGUCGGCCGUCUGUGGAACUUUCUAGUAAGAAGUCACAACAUCAAAGAAAGAGACUUAAAAAGUCAGAUUCACCACAGGAAUCAGUACAUCAGAAGAGCUCAGAUCACCUUAUUAACAAGACAGAAUCUGGAAAAGUCAAUUUAAGUAAAGACAAAGCCUUCAAAUCAACUCAUGAGAGACUGCAGAGAAAGAGGAUGAAAACCCCGGAAUCAGAUCAUGCAGGAGAAUUAAGAAAAAGGACAUGUCCGUUCUAUAAGAAAAUCCCUGGAACCGGCUUUACAGUCGAUGCCUUUCAGUAUGGACACGUUGAAGGUUGCACAGCCUAUUUCCUCACACAUUUUCAUUCUGACCAUUAUGCUGGAUUGUCUAAAAACUUCACGUUUCCAGUUUAUUGUAGUGAGAUAACUGGCAAUUUGGUGAAGAGCAAACUUCGUGUGCAAGAACAGUAUAUCCAUGCAUUGCCAAUAGAUACUGAAUGUAUAGUGAAUGGUGUCAAAAUUAUUUUGCUAGAUGCCAAUCACUGUCCAGGAGCCGUCAUGAUCCUUUUUCGUCUGCCUAAUGGUCACGUCAUAUUACACACCGGAGACUUCAGAGCAGACCCCACCAUGGAGCGUUCUCUUCUUGCAGACCAUAGAGUCCACACACUGUACUUAGACACAACGUAUUGCAGCCCAGAAUACACCUUUCCUUCUCAGCAAGAGGUUAUCCAGUUUGCCAUCAACACUGCCUUUGAGACUGUAACUCUAAACCCACGUGCUCUUGUUGUCUGUGGCACGUAUUCUAUUGGAAAAGAGAAAGUCUUUCUAGCCAUUGCUGAUGUUUUAGGUUCAAAAGUGGGAAUGUCCAAAGAAAAAUAUAAAACAUUACAGUGCCUCAAUAUACUGGAAAUGAAUUCUCUUAUCACUACAGACAUGUGCAAUUCACUGGUUCACCUUCUCCCAAUGAUGCAAAUUAAUUUCAAGGGUUUGCAGAAUCAUUUGAAGACGUGUGGUGGGAAAUAUAAUCAAAUUUUGGCUUUUCGACCUACAGGAUGGACGCACUCUAAUAAGUUAACUAGUAUAGCAGAUGUUAUUCCCCAGACCAAAGGAAACAUUUCAAUAUAUGGGAUUCCUUAUAGUGAACACAGCAGCUACCUAGAAAUGAAACGUUUUGUGCAGUGGUUGAAGCCACAGAAAAUCAUACCUACCGUGAAUGUUGGUACUUCGAAAUCUAGGAGCACGAUGGAGAAAUAUUUUAAAGAGUGGAAAUUGGAAGCUGGAUAUUGAUGUUACCUUAGAGGACUCAGAAGUAGUUAAGUAACUUAGGCCUAGCUUGUUAGUAGUUAAAUCUUUUUAGUGUUAUGAAAUACGCAUUAUGAAGGUCGCUCAUGUAGCUUAUUUUCUCGUUUACACUUGAAUAACAUGUUCCUGGUGCAGGGCACCCGUCAGCAUCAUCAGUGAUAACCGAGACUGGUCUGCCUAGCGCCCCUGGUUCUUGCCCCUCCCAGUAGGGGCAUUGUAUUCUGCACCCAACCUUAGGAGGGGAAAUGGGCAGGUUCGGGGACCAAAGGAUUCAUGAUAAUGGAUAAACUAGAUUGAAAGUAUUAUAUGUAAGUACUUAUGUAUCUUCAAAAUUAUUUAAUAUAGAGCAUAUUUUUAUGAGAUAAAACUUUUAUAUGAUAUGCAUACUUAAAUAAAAAAAUUAAUCUUAAA